Anopheles arabiensis is the source of this 2207-nucleotide messenger RNA. RefSeq names its product pancreatic lipase-related protein 2-like. Gene Ontology annotation, biological process: lipid metabolic process. The record is from RefSeq and is a predicted model, not a curated record. Lineage: Eukaryota; Metazoa; Arthropoda; Insecta; Diptera; Culicidae. The transcript has 4 exons. Bases 1115 to 2107 code for a protein of 330 amino acids. Gene Ontology annotation, molecular function: lipase activity.
AAGCGACACAAAGUUUGAUGUUCCCUUCGAAACAGACACCGUUUACACACACACAAACACUCCCCGUGGGAGAUCGCUGGAGAUCGAGCUUUUUUGCGCGUGAAGCAUCAUAAAACUACACGUUUUAGCAGGGGGAGUUUACCACCUUCCAAAAAUGGUGCCUCCAGCAGCAGUGGACCUCCGUAGUGGCCAGCGGCGAAAGGUAAAAAUUUCGCCAAAUCUUAAACCAUCAAUCGGCAUCGAGUCAAAACGGCUGAGAAGAAAGUACGUCCGGAGGAAGCGCCACCGUCACUCAACAAAAUGCUGUCACCGUCCCGCUGUGGCGAAAGCGAUCGUUUGAGAUUGGGCGCCGGAUUUUUUUUAAUUAUUUCAUCGAACGACAUCCAGCUCGAUCGCAACAGUUCCCUCUGAGUGGUUGGAUUGGUGUGUUGUGUGACUUGCUGAGUGAGCUACCACAUGCAGUGUUCAGGUGCAUAUUCUGGCGCCUUGAUAACGUUCCUGGCUUUUGCAUAGUGUUAUCGAGCUGGUGCAAUUGCAGCAAAUGCAAAACACUGUACGUUCGAUUUGCUCGGAUGCUCGUGAAAUACGCUGACGAACGAAAGUAAAAGUGCGAGAAAUUGAAAUUGUGUCACUUUGGUGCUAAAUAUUAUCAAACAUCAUACCGUUUUUGUGACGAGAUUUGUUGUUCAAUCAGUACGUUAUGAUCAGUUUAUUGGGUGAAGUGCAAUAGUGAUACGUAAAAAGUGUUAAUGUUUAGCACUGACACGCGACGUGCAAGUGAUGAUCAAGUGUGAUCCAAGCAAUCAGUGGAAUAAUUUCCAAGACAUCAAGCCAUAAGUUGAAGCCGUAAACUGAAGCAACUUCUUACAAACGUGUGAUACUACUCGAGUAGACUUCAGUCCCCUCUUUGGACCACUGGGUGCAUUUUUACAACACAAAGCGAAUCAUUCUGCAGCAAAACAAAACCCUCCUGCUGCGACUGCUGCUACUGCUGCCGGUGUUACAACAGAACCAUAAAACUCGUUGCACCGUACCGUGACUACGACAGUCGUGUGAUAGGACGUCUCAGGUCGUAACAUUGAAAGAACGCCACAGGGCAGAACAGUUUCAAAAAAUGCUCCAAAGAAGCAGCAGCAAGUGCUCACUUCUAACCGUCCUGGUGUUGGUGAUCGCGUUAGGCGAGUUUCCAUUGCUUCUAGCUAAGGCCGGUGACAGUGACCUAAAUGAGGUGCGCAUUGGAUUUGGAACAUCGUUUAGCGCACGGCGGGACGUACGGUUCUAUCUUUAUACGCCGCUGAACCGCGCCGAUGCGCACGUAUUCUCGAUCGAGACGGUGGACACGCUGAUGCGAUCCUUCUACAACUCCAGCCAUCCUGUGAGAAUUAUAAUCCACGGAUGGUUUAACAAUGCCACCUCGCUGGUGAUACAGGGCAUCAAGGAUGCGUACCUCGAUGCCGGCAGCUACAACGUGAUCGGUGUGGAUUGGGGCGUCGGUGCAGGAGAGUCCUACUUCCGUGCGUCACAGUACACGAUCGCGGUCGGGUUGGUGGUGGCAGACCUGGUCAAGCAGCUCGUACGCUCCGGUAUGGCCGAGCUGGACAGGCUCUACCUGGUCGGCCACAGUCUCGGGGCACACAUUGCCGGCAAUGCGGGACACUCGCUCAAAGCUCAACCACUCCACGUGAUCUACGGGCUCGAUCCGGCCUCGAUCAACUUCUUCCAGGACGAGCCGGACUCGCGCCUCAGCCCAGAUGAUGCACUGUACGUGGAGGUUAUCCACACCAACACGCAACUCUCCGGCUAUCCGGCACCGCUCGGGCAUGUCGACUUCUACAUGAACUAUGGGCGUAAGCAGCCCGGCUGCAAGACGGACGUCUGCAGCCAUGGCCGCUCGACCGAGUACUUUAUCGAGUCGUUACGUAACACGACCAAAGGAUUCUGGGGCGUCGGGUGUAACGAUUACGCCGAGAUCCGGCAGCGCACGUGCUACAACAUCAAGCAGCAGGCGGUGAUGGGUGGUGAGUACUGGCAGAAGAACAUUACGGCCGGUGUGUACACGGUCGAGACGCUGGCAGAGUCACCGUACGCGAUGGGUUACGUUCAUUAGUAGCGUGUUGUUACUUAAGCUAUGUUACGCCUCGUGUGCAAGAAGUGUUAAUCAUGGUAAAUAACAGUAAAUAAAUGUCCCCAUAUCAUGAUAAUGCACU